AUGUUAUCCAGUAGAACAACUAUUAAUAAUAGUAAUGAUAAUAAUAAUAACAAUAACAAUCAUAGACGACAAUGGUCUGAAGGUAUUAUGUCUACAGAUAAAUCAAUGCGGCUUUAUAAAGACAAUGAUCGUCAACUAAUUCAAAAUUUGGUUAAUGAAUAUCUCUUGGAAGGUUCGAAUGAUGUUCUUGAUCUUAUUCGACGCUGUCCAAAUGAAUGUUUCGAGGCACUUGUCGAUUUUAUUUGGAAUGCAGCAUCUCAAACAAUGGAUAGUAAUGAUGAUGAUCUAUUAAUAUAUAAUCAACGUUCAUCUCUUCUUUCAUCAUCACUAACGAAUGUUCAUCGAAAAGGAGCACGUCGUCGUUUGGCUAUUAUUUUUAUUGAAAUAUUCAAAUUAUUAGCUACAUCACCUAUCAAUGGUGGUCGAUUUGAUAUUCAACGACAAAGUCGUAUUCUUUUAUUUCCUUCUUAUGCUGGCCAAUUAAUUCAUUUUGAACCUGAUAUAUACGGCUUAAGUUGUCUUGCACUUGCUUCGAUUAUUCUUAUUAAUCCCAAUAUUAUUCAUCAUCGAAUAUCACUUUUAAUUGAUGCUCUGAAAUUUGCAGCCAAUCAUUUUGUUAAAGCAAAUCUUUCCUUCGAUACACCAUCAACAUUUGCUCUUUCUAUUUAUUCAUUAUUUUAUUUAUUGUAUUUAUUAUAUCCUAAUAAUCUUCGUCGUGAACUUCAACCAGAAUCUAUGCAACCGAUUAGUAGUAAUGAAAAACCAACUAAUCGAUCGGGCGUUGAACGAGUUUUAUUGCCACUUUGUUAUUAUUUUAAACUUCAACCAAGCAUAGUUUGUGGUACAUCUGAUUCUGAAAAACAAGAUAAUCGUUGGCAAAAUGAAUCUUGGCAACAGUUAAUUGGAAAUGCUGAUCGUUAUGUUAUAUCUGAUGAUAUAUCUCCAUUAUUAUCAAAUGAUUUUAAAAAACGUAAAGAAGAAGAAAUAAAAAAGUCUACAGAUCCAAAACGGUUUGAAAUUGGUCCAAUUAUUCGUAUGUGCAAUGAAUAUACUGAAAGUGUUUUACAUCCGAGUGAAAUUAAAAGUCAGAUAGUAAAGAAUACAAUUGAAAAACAGUACGGAAAGAAACACUCAACGGAUUGCUAUUCCAAUUAUUCAGAUUCAUAUUGUCAAACAUAUGAACAACAAUGGCAAACAACAAUACAAAAUGGACAAAUGGAUUUAUCACGUGUUCAAACACCUGAUGAAUCAAAUCGACAUCAUAAUAAUAAUUAUACAAAUGGAAUAUCAACAAAAAAAGAUUCAAAUUCAAAUAAUUCUAUUCAAGCUGAUCAUAAUAUACAUGCUAGAGUUGAAUUACAGCUUGAUAUGUUAGAUUGUAAUUAUGAACAUGACAAAAGAGAUUAUUAUGCUCAAUUAAUACGAGAUUUUCAAAAGACAACACCAAUUAAUGAAUUAGAUAAAACAUUAAUAAAUCAAGUAAGUUAUUAA
Rotaria sp. Silwood2 is the source of this 1491-nucleotide messenger RNA. The record is from the annotation of a GenBank genome assembly. Lineage: Eukaryota; Metazoa; Rotifera; Eurotatoria; Philodinida; Philodinidae.